This is a messenger RNA of Prorocentrum cordatum, 177 nucleotides long. The record is from the annotation of a GenBank genome assembly. Lineage: Eukaryota; Dinophyceae; Prorocentrales; Prorocentraceae.
GCUGCGGCGGCCGACGGCCGGGCGCCGCCGCCGCAGCUGUUCGACCGCUUCGGGAGGCCCGCCGAGGUCGUGUUCUGCCCGAGGGGCGGCCGUUGGCGACUGCGGGACUUCUACGAGCUGCUCGUCGCCUGCCGCAGCGAGCCGCCCCUGGCGGCCGCGGGGCCACUCGGGGCGCGG